Molecule: messenger RNA, 3685 nt
Organism: Aspergillus heteromorphus CBS 117.55
Lineage: Eukaryota; Fungi; Ascomycota; Eurotiomycetes; Eurotiales; Aspergillaceae
Exons: 3
Coding region: 1-3618 (1205 amino acids)
Biological process (GO): nucleoside metabolic process
Molecular function (GO): catalytic activity
Source: RefSeq, a predicted model, not a curated record
AUGUUGUUUUGUUAUAGGGAAAUAACAGACUCCUUUCGACAUCGUUACCUUCAGAACCUCCAUGAAAACAGAUAUAAAGAGGAGGAGGAUAAAAACCCUGAUAACCAUGACAGGGCCUUAUUAAAUCAACUUAUAGGUGACUGGCUUGGGGGGUUAGAAGACCCUGAGGGCAGUGGACCCGAGAUACUCUCACGACCUAAUCAGGACGAAGUAAAGGAUUCCGCAUCAAGGCCGCCACAAAGCAGAUACCACGAUCUUAUUUUAGAAUCAUCCGCAUAUGCCUGGUUGGUUGAUCAACUUCGCAGAGAGCUGGUAUUGUCUCCGCAAGAGCCGAAUCAUCCAAAAACCAUUCGCGAACAUCUAUUCAAGAUACUGCCAAAAUCGGAUACACUCAGUCCCAAAAACACCCCAAGAUUAUUUACUCUCUUACUCAACAUUCGUUGGGAUGUACGCAAGUUCAUUGAGGAGCAGGGUUACCGCGAAUCCCCUGAUGACGCUCUGGCUUCAGCCAUUACCUUAACAGGGUCUACAGAGGAUGCACAAGCCCUUCGAUGCACCGACUACAUGAAACAGACCUGGCCAGGGUCAGGGGAACACAUUAUACAGCUGGUCAAAGAUCUUCUUCUUUCUAAUAAUUCAGAUCAAUGCAAAGUUCGAUUAAACGACCGCACAGAGGUUGCGGGCGUUAUCCAUGACAAGCAUAUAAUAAUCAAGGCUACUGGGUUAGUACAUAGCCUGGCAGAAAUUUCAGAGCAGUUCACAUGGCUUGCAGCUGCUCUUCACACCUCUCCGUAUAGUUUUGGAGUUGCGUCAUGCAACCCAUCUUUCUUUUUCCAUUCUUCAGAUCCGAUGCCGUCUUUCAGUGCUGAGCUCCCUGAGCUGCCAGGUCCUCGAUGCAACGUGUUUGGUUAUAUAGAUUGCACGGUACGCCCCCGAGCCCUUCAGGGAGAAGCUCAACAAGGUAAAUGCUGGCAUGGGUUGUUCAAAAAUCCAAUUGUGGUCAAAGGCUUCCCGAUUCCUCGCAGGCCUGAGCCUAACACCGGUCUCGAGCUACCUCUAGAUAUUUUAGCUGGCUUGACGCAGACAAAUCGCCUAGGCUAUUUUGCAGAGAGAACUGUCAUCAAAGGUUUCUCAACCAUGUUGCUUGCAACCAAGCGAGCGCCUGACAUACUAAUAUGGCAUUUACUUCUUAAGCGGGAUGGGAGUCGAAUAUCCUACCUGGAAAGCAAUAAACAUGAUGGGGGCCAUUUCAAUAAUGACGUCAUCAAUUCUUCUCGACACAUCGUGGGUUGGUGCUCAGAAGUUCGAUACUAUGCCGGAGCAGCCGAUUCUUCAUAUGAUGUCGCAAAAUCUCGGCUUCCAAAGCCUCACAAAGGUUGCGUUCUGGAGAAGGAGUUUAUUAGAAGCGGACACACAAUCAUGGGUGGUCUUCCAGCCCUUGGUCGUAAAGAUAUGCCGUCCUAUGUAUCGCGCUUUGGAUACCUGCCCAAAUUGAAAUGGCUCUCGAAAAAAUUUGUGUUGCUGUGGGAUGAGGAUGAAAAGCGAGGCUGGUUGGUCAAUGGGACCAGUGCCCUGCUACAUCUCCUCCGCCAAUCUUUGCAACACGAUGCAGCCGAUAUAUUCAAGACGGAGUUCCUGUUUCACUCUGAUCAAAUACACGAGAGUUCUCACCCGUACAAGGUUAACUCUGCAAUUGAUGUUCUUCUGAACAGCUCCAACAAAAAACUGAAACUGUACCCAGAAAAAGACGAAUUCAUUCGCCUGGAAGAUCGGGUGGAGCAGAUUGGUGAGUCACUUGAGAAGAUUAUUGACUACCAGCUUCUUGGAAUCCGAGGAGGCACCGACUUCAGGGAUAUUCCUCGGAAUUAUCUGGAAGGGUGGGACUUUGACGAUAUUGCCACAGAUCAUGAUCCAUCUUUCCCUCGCGUGGCAACCCUCCAUCCCACCGCUGAAAGCUGGGUUGACUUUGUGAGAUCCAUCCAGGCGGUUACUUUGUUUGGGAGAGGAUUCGGCGAUAUUCUUGUCCCUGAAGGUCCAGAGCUGUGCAACUACUGGAAACGCCUACCUAAAGGGAGAUAUCUCAUAGGUGCCAGUGUCGCUGACCUCCAGCGUGUCAUGCUGCUGGGUGGUGACCAGACAACAAACCCUAUAAAGCUGAGUGAUGAAAUCAUCUGGCACUCUCCGUACGGGGCGAUGGACCCCUGUGAGUGCACUUGGAAUGGCAGUAAAUGUCAUUCUGAUCUAGUUCAAGUCCUUCUUCCGUCGUCAUUUGGUAGAAAACUGCCAGAAAUGGACCCGCCUCGCUUGGAGCCAGAAGGCGCUGUGAUAUUUGGUCACAACUCCAGCUUCAAGUGGACUAGAGACGAUCGUGAUUUUGGGGACCCUGAAGAGUUGCAAUCCCCAGUACAGGACAGUGGGCUUGGGCAGAGCCUGACCUCGUCUCGUUUAUCGUAUCCUUCUAGGUCGACACUGUCCCGCCAAAGCAGCGAAUUCGAUUCAGAAUGUAGAGCCCAUCAUAUUGGGUCUACCGCACUGGCUGAGAUCAGGAACCCGUCCAUCGUGCCUGACGCCAAAUCCGCAUCGCCCACUUGUGACAACUACACGGUAGGGGUUGUUUGUGCUUUGCAUCGAGAGCUCCUGGCAGUGCGAGCAGUCUUCGAUAGUAAACACACUAAUUUCCCAAUGCCUUCCGGAGACACAAAUCACUACGCGCUGGGACGAAUCAAGCACCACAAUGUCGUCGCGGCAUGUCUGCCAUCGGGGCAAUAUGGUACUAACUCAGCUGCCAACGUUGCAUCACACAUGGUGAGAAGCUUUCCCUCGUUGAAAUUCUGUCUCUUGGUGGGUAUCGGAGGUGGUGUGCCCUCUGCUGAAAACGACAUCCGCCUGGGUGAUGUAGUUGUCAGCUGGCCCACCGACGAGUACUCCGGCGUGAUUCAGUACGACCUCGGGAAAACCCUCAAAGACGGCGAGUUUAGACGAGUAGGCUUUCUAAACGGCUCGUCCAGCUUCCUCAUGACCGCACUCAGCAGCCUGAGAUCCGACCCAGACAUCUCCGCAGAGACACAGCUCCUCGCCCACGUCCACCAAAUCGAAGACCGUCGACCAGACUAUAAAAGCCCAGGUCCAGAGCAUGACAAACUCUACGAAUCAGACUGCGUUUCCAGCCCCAGCCCCAGUCUUCAAACAUGCACAUGCCCCGAACUCCCCAGACCCCCCCGCAAAGACCCCUACCCCCGCAUCCACUACGGCCUCAUCGCGUCCGGAAACCAAGUCAUCCGCGACAACGUCACCCGGGACCGCCUCGCGCGCCAACACAACGUCCUCUGCUUCGAAAUGGAAGCUGCGGGCAUCAUGAACACAGUCCCCUGUCUUGUCAUCCGCGGGAUCUGCGACUACGCCGACUCCCACAAAAAUAACCUCUGGCAGGGAUAUGCCGCUGCGACCGCCGCGGCCUACAUGAAGAUAUUUCUGUCGGCUACGCGGGCGACAGACGAUGGGGGUCUGGGUGAGGUGCGCCCGGCAGGAGCUGGAGCUGGAGUUGAAAGUAGAAUGAAACGCGCGAUGAGUUGGACGCCAUCCGACGAUGCGCAGCCGUUGAAGAAGGCCAGACGGUGAUGGCUGGAUGUUGGAUAUGGAAUGUGGGAUUUGGGAUUUGGGAUUAUGGAGGAGGAAUUUCCGCUGU